Molecule: messenger RNA, 210 nt
Organism: Strongylus vulgaris
Lineage: Eukaryota; Metazoa; Nematoda; Chromadorea; Rhabditida; Strongylidae
Source: the annotation of a GenBank genome assembly
AUGGGGAAAUUCCUUCGAAUUGUCACCGCUUAUGCUCCGCAAACCGGAUGCAAGGAGGAAGAAAAGAAUAUGUUCUGGCAGGAGCUUGACCUAAACGGUCAUGUGGAGAAGAAAAGAAAUGGUGCGGGAAAGUGUCACGAGAACCACGGAUACGGCGCAUGCAAUGUAAAAGGCGAACGCAUUCUAGAGUUCGCCCAGCGUACAACCUAG